UUGCACUCCCUCCGGCAUCCUCAACCUGCUUACUACCAUGGCACGAUCCCCAUCUCGCUCUCGCUCUCGAUCUUGCUCGCGGUCUAGGUCGCUGGGCCGCGCGCGCACCGUCUCCAUGUCCCCCGCCCGCUCAUCCACGCCCGAGGACACAGCGUGUCCCUUUCUCAUCCGCAUGUUUGUGACGCGCAAGCACACCGCUCUUCGCGACUUUGACGAUAACCGCCUGCCGACGCGGGACGAGUACCAUGUCUAUGGCUUGAAAUCCUCCACCCCAACAUCGCUCGUGCAGCAGCUCUACGCCGUCCUCCCGGCGCCUUACCGCUCCCCAGUCGCCCGCUAUUCGUUCAAGCACGUAUACGUCGACGCCUCCGAGGCCGGCUUGUACAAAGCACGCGAGAUGGUGUCGUUCACAGGGCGGGAGUUUGAGGCGACUGUUGGCGGAGAAGGACGCGGCGUGGCGGAGGAGACACUGGACGAGUACGGGUUCAUCAAGGGCGACUUGAUCAGCGUGGCGGUCAAUAUUCCGGAGCCUUCUCGACGCGCAGAAGGGCGUGAGCGCGAGCACGCCCACGCCCGCGAGCUACCACGAGACGUGCAUCGUCGGCCGCAACCGGCGCGCGGAGGAUGGCGGCGCGACGAGGGUCGUGAUGCCCGCACCGGACCGGACAGCGAGCGCUGGGGCCGCCGCAGCCGGAGUCCGGUGGGGCGGCGGGACAGCUGGCGCGGGAGGGCGUAGCGCCUGUGCUCCCGAUAUGACGCAGCGCGCGGCGUGGAGGCGUGGAUCAGUGAGUCACCGCAUUUCUGUGCGGUUUAUGCGGCGAGAGUCGUCCCGUUGAGCCUCCGACACUGUGAGGUUUGGAGGUCUAAGGACGCAGAUAUAUCUUGGCAGGUAGGCUAUGCGGUAGGAGCUUGAGGAGGGCAUGGAGUAUGAAACGACGUAUGGCGAUGCGACAAUGACGGG
Molecule: messenger RNA, 961 nt
Organism: Cutaneotrichosporon oleaginosum
Lineage: Eukaryota; Fungi; Basidiomycota; Tremellomycetes; Trichosporonales; Trichosporonaceae
Cellular component (GO): nucleus
Molecular function (GO): transcription factor binding
Source: RefSeq, a predicted model, not a curated record